This is a messenger RNA of Etheostoma spectabile (orangethroat darter), 2002 nucleotides long. Its product is annotated as SCL-interrupting locus protein homolog. Lineage: Eukaryota; Metazoa; Chordata; Actinopteri; Perciformes; Percidae. Gene Ontology annotation, biological process: mitotic spindle organization; smoothened signaling pathway; protein localization to centrosome. The record is from RefSeq and is a predicted model, not a curated record. Gene Ontology annotation, cellular component: microtubule organizing center.
CGGGCUGCAGAGUCCCGUCCUGGGGGAGAGUGUGAGCAUGUACGGACCUGCAGACGACCAGCUGAGCUUCUUUAACAACCUGAUGACUCAGGUGACCAGUCGUCUUCAGGAGUCGGACAGGAAACAGGAAGUAGAGGAAGAGGAGGAGUCCCGGAGGCGGAGCCUGUCCCAGUCGUCGUGCAGGGGGCGGGGUUUAGGAGCAGACCCGGUGCUCAGCCCCACCGUGAGGCAGCUGCAGCAGCUCGGAGUCCACGUAGAAGAAGAAGGCCUCAGCCAAUCAGAACGGAGAACUCAGCAGACUGUAGAGAGCAGCAGCACUCUGGCGAGCAUCAACCCGGCGGCUGUCCUGUCCAGGCUGAGUGUCUCCGAGGCGUCGUCGAGCACCCUGUUGCCGGGCGCCAGCGCCCUGUUGCCGGGCGCCAGCGUGGACCUGAGCCUGGAGGCCAACGCCAUCGCGCUGCGUUACCUCAGCGACUCUCAGCUGAGCCGCCUGUCUCUGGGAGGCCACGCCCCCCCAGCAGGCCCCGCCUCCAACUCCACCCACUCCCUGCUGUCGCCUAGCAACAUGUCCCUGGCCACCAGGAAGUACAUGCGGCGGUACGGCCUGAUCGAGGAGGAGGACAGCGAAGAGGAAGAAGAUGUCCGCCCGCCGCUCCUCCCGCAGAGUCAGCUGACCCGGGACCUGCGGCCCAGAAUGCAACUGUGCGCCGGCGGGAACAAAACCAACAGCGCCAACAAGGAGAACUGUUCCACGCGGCGGCCAUCUUUAGUGAGGGCGGGCAGCCGCCAGACGGAGGCUUCAGUGGGGAACAUCCUGGACCUGAGCCGCCUGAGACAGCUGCCCAAACUCUUCUGACUCAGGUAACACUCAGGUGACAGGAAGUAGUGUUCAUGGAGUCUACUCACCUGACUCUCAGGUGACAGGAAGUAGUGUUCAUGGAGUCUACUCACCUGACUCUCAGGUGACAGGAAGUAGUUUUAAUGUCUGUGUCUGGAAACGGGAGCGAGACAUUCAGGGAACCAACCGCUCUCGGUUCUUCUUCAAGCUGCUGGCAGAAUUUUAAAUGGUCCUAUUUAAAGUGGUCCUAUUUAAAGUGGUCCUAUUUAAAGUGGUCCUAUUUAAAGUGGUCCUAUUUAAAGUGGUCCUAUUUAAAGUGGUCCUAUUUAAAAUGGUCCUAUUUAAAAUGGUCCUAUUUAAAGUGGUCCUAUUUAAAGUGGUCCUAUUUAAAGUGGUCCUAUUUAAAAUGGUCCUAUUUAAAGUGGUCCUAUUUAAAGUGGUCCUAUUUAAAGUGGUCCUAUUUAAAAUGGUCCUAUUUAAAGUGGUCCUAUUUAAAAUGGUCCUAUUUAAAGUGGUCCUAUUUUAAAGUGGUCCUAUUUUAAAAUGGUCCUAUUUAAAAUGGUCCUAUUUAAAAUGGUCCUAUUUAAAGUGGUCCUAUUUAAAAUCUAUUUAAAGUGGUCCUAUUUAAAAUCUAUUUAAAGUGGUCCUAUUUAAAGUGGUCCUAUUUAAAGUGGUCCUAUUUUAAAGAGUCUGGUGCUGAAACACCAAAGCGCCAGCUGUUGGAGAGGUGCUGAGGACUCUAAAGACAUCAGAUGUUAAAUGGAGUCUGGUGUGGAGACCGGUCUGACUCAGUCUGGUGUGGAAGACCAGAGUCAAAUUUUAAACAGAGUCUGGUCUGUCCAAUGUGCGUUCAGGAACGAAAAACCAGACCCAGAUGUUUAGGAAACCUGCUGCAGUUUAGAUGCUUUUAAUCUGAAAGGGGACUCUAAAAACGGCCAGAUGUUAAAUGGAGUCUGGUGUGGAAGCGGAGGUCCUCCAUCUUCACUCUGACUCACAUCAGACCGGCUGCUUUUAUGGUUUCACUCACUUUAUCUUUUGUGUGUUUUCAUGAAACGUGUUUGAGCUUUUAUUUUUGUUGUCACUUCCUGUUUUAAUGUGAAAUGUCUUUUGCACAUUUUUUUAAAUAUUUAUGAUUUCACAAAUAAAACUUUUCAUAAAACCUUU